Phalaenopsis equestris is the source of this 1235-nucleotide messenger RNA. Its product is annotated as AUGMIN subunit 2. Gene Ontology annotation, biological process: microtubule nucleation; microtubule organizing center organization; spindle assembly. Gene Ontology annotation, cellular component: mitotic spindle microtubule. The record is from RefSeq and is a predicted model, not a curated record. NCBI's taxonomy places the organism in Eukaryota, Viridiplantae, Streptophyta, Magnoliopsida, Asparagales, Orchidaceae. The coding region runs from base 318 to 1022 and encodes 234 amino acids. The transcript is spliced from 6 exons.
UCCUACUUGAAAUAAUCCUACUUGCAGUCAAUCAGCCGCUCAAAGCCGGCCGUUUGAAGGCCAAGGCAGUGCUUGAUCUGCUCUCUUUUACUGGAUUGACUUUCCUAGGCCAAAGGAGCACAUAUCGGCGAUCAGUGGCCAUUCUGCUCUCCCGGUCGGCAAUGGCUGAGGUGCUUUCGACGCUAGCUAAGGUUUAUCUUCUUUGUAUUCCCUGAAGCUCCGGUGCUGGCGGUAUUCCAUCAAUCCUUUCUCUGUUACCGAGUCGCCUCACCUCCUCUCCCCUUAAGACUCAAUUUGGUUUCGUUGGCUCGUUGGAAAUGUCGAUCUCUGGGGACCCGGCCUGGGCCGGGAAGAAGAUCUCGAAGAGGCUUGGAGGAAUGGCUGAAGCCCUCUCCAUCGCAACUGAUCUAGGGUUCUCUAUCCCUCCUGUUGAGGAAGAGCUAAAGUCUUCUUCAAGCUCCUCUAGUGACAAAAGUGAUGACUUGAUUAGGGUUUUAAGAGAGCUUACUGUUGUUCAGAGAAAUAUUGCAAAUUUGCAAGUCGAACUUCAAGGAAGGAAGGAUGAUAAGAAUGUGGCACAUCUUACUCAUGUGAGCGAAAUGGAGAAGAAGUGUGAGUCAUUGGCUAGAAUUACAACAAUACUGAAAGGUGUUAUCCAAAAUAAGGAUCGCAUUAUUGCCAGACUUCAGCAGCCUUAUUCUUUAGAUUGCAUUCCAGUGGAAGCUGAAUAUCAGAAACAAUUUUCAGAACUGCUGCUGAAGGCAGCAAGCGACUAUGGAGCUUUAACCGCAUCAGUUGCUGAUUUCCAAUGGAGCCAGAAUUUUAGGGAAUCACCAUCAAUAUGGGGGGAAAUGCUUCGACCAAUCCCAGUAGCUUUGGCAUCAUGCACUCGUUACUUUGAGGCAAUGUCUGCAAUGAGAGAGUCCUUUGCUACCUUGCAAAAUUACCGAGUGGGACCUCCAUCAACUCCAGUGACCCCGAGCAACUCAUCAGUUGAUGAAUCCAAGUACUUCGCUUCCUGACAUAAUUAUGUUUAUUUUUUCCUUUGCCAUUCUAAAAGUGUGAGCUAGAUUUUUGUACCCUUCGAGUUAUCUAAUUGUUUCGAUUAAGAUUCAAUUAGUUAUUCUUGUACACGAUAUGGUUGCAGGCUUAGGACAUUUUAUGAAUGAUUGUUGAUUUAUGCAGACUAUUGUAUAUUUACUUCAGUUUAUAGUUGUAAAUCUUUCUAAGAGUUA